AUGGAAACGACAGCAAACCAAAUCCUGACGGACAAAACAAUCAACCCACUGUUCCAGAGAGCCUAUAAUGUCAGAGGAUGGAUCAAUGCCCGGGCUUGCGAAAUAAAACACGAAAUGGCGCUGGUGAGUGCUGGUGCGUUCCUUCAGGUUCUUUAUGUAUUCCAAACCUACGAAACAAUUUUGAUCGCCUGUUGCUUUAUUUUCCAAGUUUCGUCAUGACAAGAAGCAACACCUGUCACAUCAUUGUGGCCGUUCAAUUACCUUGGUACUAACUAAUACACUGUUUUGAAAAGUUGUGAUUUGCAUGAUUCACUCCUAUGUUAAGGUUACUUCACACCUUCAGAGGCCGAAAAAAUCGAUUCUUUCUUCUGUUUGAGUAAACUGAAUUCAAACUCUCGAUUUUCAUGUUAUUUUCAUAGUUUGCCCACAUCGUGCACUUUACAAAAUUCACUCAUGGAAUCUCUUUGAUUAAGGAAAAAAUCGUUGCUAAAACAAAAAUCAAAAGCGGAAGAAAGCCCUCGGUAAAAAAGGAGAAAAAAAACAGGCUCAAAGAAGAACGAAAGUUUUGUCAAGAUAAGAAAAAAAUCCCUUUUAAAGCGAUUGGUAGUGGCGGAGGUCCACGCUGGCGUCCAGAUUUCGAACAUAGAAGUCGCCGUCAAACCAAAAAUUGCCAUCCAUGAUGUUAGAAACGAGGUUUCCUUUUCUGUAUACAAGUAACAGCCUUGGUACAAAAACAUUAACAAUCAUCUCGAAUGGUAAUUUUGAAAGCUGUAUAUCUGUCUCAAUCAUCAGCACAUUUUCCGGUUUUCCUCAUUUGCUUCGGGCAACUUUGCUCAUCAUCAGGGAUCUUUGGCAAACCACCACGGCGACGGCAACGAGGACGUGGCAAAACAAAGAUUUAAUGAGCUCAAAAAUAGUUUAACGUGAGCGCCUUAAAACUGUGUACAUUUCUUGGCCGUUCUCUGCGAAACAAUAACGUGAAACCAUCAGAAUUUUCGUGGUCUGAGAAAGGAAACCCUGACAGAUUAUUUGAGGGUAACUUUCGUCGCUAUAAGAGAUGAUAAACACAUCCAGUCAUUCGCGAAAUUUCAACUAAAAAUAUGUAUUCAUUUUUAAAUCGACGUCCUUUACAGUUUGAAAACAAUUUAAUUAACUCGAAAAUCAGUGUCACCGCUGACACAUUAUCUGAGUUUUCUUUCUAUGAUAUCCUAAUUAGACCGAAAAAGGAGGGAGAUUUGGAAAAGUUAGAAGUAUAUUAUAUUUUUCAUGUAAAUGCAUCAGAUGACACGCGCCAUGAAUUAUACUUGUUAGUUUACUACAGGCGACCUAAGCUCCAGUGGUGAGAUGAUCAACUUGCGAAAUAAGAGUCGUAGCGGUCACGUCUGGUCUAAACUGGAAAUUUCUGAAGCAAAUUGCGGCGUAGCGUCGGUUUUACGGAGAAGAUUAAGUUUGUAGUGAAUUGAAAUGAAACUACAAUAUAUGUGCUUGGAUUCUUCGUUGGAUUUGUGGCUGCCCGGUCGUUUAAAGAUUGGAUUUUUCGCUUCUCGGAUCGAGCGUUCGGACUCUUAUGUACGUAGUAAACCUAGAUAUGGAUAACUCGCUAAAAUGGGUUAUUUUCAAACAUAGUAAGCGGGCAGAUAAAAAGCGAUGCACUGUGGAAGUGAGGUGAGGUAUUUUUAGUGAGAAUUUGACUGAUUUUAUACCAAUGAAAGCGCCUUCGCACUCAGCCUCGUCCUCACGCCGUUAUUUCGGUACCAGAUCACUGAACCGCGAGAACUCGGAAGAAAUCGCAAAUUACAGAUCUCUAUUUUUCAUAUCAUCAGCAUAUUUCCAUUUCUCAAAUUACAGAUCUCUAUUUUGCAAAUCAUUAGCAUAUUUCCAUUUCGCAAAUUGCAGAUUUCUAGAAAUCUCCAAAUUGCGAAAUCUCCACUACGUUCGUGGAUAACUCAAUGCGUCGUUUAGGCCAUAGAGCGUAAAAGUAAUAGGCCACUUCCGAGUUCUCGCGGUUCAGUGAUCUGGUGCGAAGGCACUUUCCUCGGUAUAAAGAGAAAAGGGCAGUGGUAGAGAAAACUAGCGAAAAUUUCUCGAAUUUCAAAGUGGGAGAGGAAAAAAAUUAGUUGCGAGGGAGACAUUAAGUAAAGUGAUGGCGGCUGUAUUGCUUAAUAUGUCAUCUACUGCGCUAGCUAAUUAAGGCCACAAUUUUCAAUUCAUUAAUACUAAUCGCAUAACGUGAUGACGUCAUAAACGGAAUUCACUGCAUUACCACUUGCUAGUCAGAAGAACUGUGAGACACCACUGGAUUUUGAACGCAACUACUCCAAGCAUUAUUCAAUAAAGGAGCUGUUUAAAACCGUGGACUGAGUUAAUCUUCGACUGGCAAAAUAUUCAAAAUCCACGGUGGUCUGCUACAAAGCGACAACUGGAUAAGCGAAGAUGGAAAACGCAGCCGAAAUCGAGAAGGCUAAAGGCAAGCGUACAACAGCUAAAGGAAGAUUCAAAAGAAAGAAGAACUUCCUCACCAAGUCGAUAGACAAUAACCAAGGCGUAGAAAUAGUUGAAACAAACUAUGCGAAACUCGCGGAAGCGUACGAUGAACUCGAAGGAAAACAUGAAGCCUACAUCGAGCUAUUGCCAGACGAUCAGUCUGAAGAAGCAGAAGUGUGGAUGACAGAAGUCCAAGAGAAGUUUAAUGAGGCGACCAAUCGCAAAAUCAAAUAUGUGGAACAAAUCACUGUGAAAGAAAGAUCAACACGUGCGUACGCGGAGCGUCAAGAAUACAUUGAUAAAGCACGCACAAGACAGAAAACAGCGCGCGCAGUUUUCGAAGCUUCAUACAAAAGUAUCUCGCACGCGCUGCAAUCUAAAGAAAUUCCCAAUUUUGCAUUGAGAGAUUUACAAAUGCAAAUUGAAGAAGAAUUUUUGGAAUGCAAACGAUCAAACGCAGAACUACUACAAUUAUUAACUCAAGACUCAGCAGAAGCUGAAAUAAAUUGGAUCGCUACAAUCCAAACCUGUUAUCAUGAAAUAAAGGAGAAAAUAGCGCUAAGCUACACUAAUGUGGAAGAAGCUAAAGAAACAAAGCGGGAGUCUACCGCCUCAGCUUCCUUUCUACAACUAGAAAAAGUACGAAUGCCUCACUUUGACGGAGAACUACGCAAGUAUCCGCAAUUUAAAAGAGAUUUCCAGAAACAAGUUAUGACUCAAAUCCGAAAAGGUGACGCAGCGUACGUCCUACGCACCUGUCUUAAGGGGGAGCCAGCGAGAUUGGUGAACUACGUAGACGACGACAUAGACGAGAUGUGGCAUCGUUUAGACGACAAAUAUGGAGACCCAGCCAAAGUCGCCGAUGUCAUCAUUGACGAAAUAAAGCGAUUUAGAAUGCUCAGAGAAGGAGAAGAUAAACGCUUUAUAGAAUUUGUAACCCUCAUAGAGGAUGGUUAUCGUAACCUAAAAGGACUCGGCUUGGAAACAGAGAUCACGACCACAAGUUCAGUCAGCGUAAUUGAGAAAGCACUCCCGUCAGAUAUCAAACGGAAAUGGUCCGAACGGGUAAGCUCUCGUGACAGUCUUGUUGAUAAAAGCAACAAAUUUCCAAGUCUUCUCGACUUUCUACAGAGUCAAAGGGAUGCCAUUGAAUACGAAAGUGCUACACUCCGUGCAGGAAGCAGCAACCAAUAUCACAAGGGCGCAGCACAUUACUCGGAGGGUAUCACAGUUGGAAAAGACGAAAGUAUCAAAGAACCUAGGCCUAAGUGUCUGAUUCACGAGAGUGGUAAGCACUGGACGUCAAAUUGCCGACUUUAUCAAGCUAAGACAGUCGACGAAAAAAGGGAUUUUCUCAAAGAAAAGCAAGCAUGCUGGGCUUGUCUUAAGCCUGGUCACAGGCAGCGGACUUGUAGGAUAAAAAGAGAUUGCGGCGUGAAUGGCUGCACGAGGAAACAUCACCCAUCAAUUCACGAAAACGAUGAAAGUACACCCCAGCAAGCUUCUGCCUCCGCCAAUGUAUGCAGCGACUCCAACGUCGAUACAUGUCUUCUCAAGUACAGAGAGUAAAACCAGGAAGGGGACAGCUAAUGUAAUGUGGGACAACGCAGCCUCACUUUGCUUCAUAACCAACGCUAAAGCGAAACAAGAGAAACUCAGUGGAGUCAAAGUGAAUCUUUCAAUAGUGAAGAUAGGAGGGCAGAACGAGGAAAUCGAAACAAUGAAAUACAAGCUGCCACUUUUGGACAAGCGAGGUCAAGCCGUGGAAUUCGAAGUAUAUGGGAUUAACAAAAUCACCUCUGAUAUCGAGCAUGUAAACGUAGAGAGCAUCGCCCACCUAUUUAGAAACGUUUCAAAGGAUGAAAUAACGCGACCCGCUGGUCCAGUUGAUGUGUUGAUCGGUUAUGAAUACGCCGCCUUUCACCCGGAAAAGGAACAGAAUAAUGGGCAUCUUGUACUACUGAAAAAUCGUUUUGGAAGAUGCGUUGGAGGAACUCACCCACUGCUUAAAGAAACGCGCAUGACCCAUAAUCUUGGAAACGCGAGAGUACACUUUGUAGGCAAAAUCAAUGUCGAAGAUUUUUACACAAUCGAGGCACUUGGUGUACAGUGCAAACCGAAGUGCGGGGGAUGCAAGUGCGGAAAAUGCUCCUUGGGCGCCAAAGAUUAUACCAUACAGGAAGAAAGGGAACUGGAGUUAAUUGAGCGGAAUUUACGUUUCAACAGUGAAGAGAACUCAUGGACCGCUGAAUACCCCUGGAUAAAAGACCCCCAUAAGCUUCCUAACAACCGCAAAGUAGCGAUGGCGAAAUUAGCUGCUACCGAACGACGACUCAGAAAGAACGCAGAUCACGCGAAAGUGUAUGACGAACAGAUAAAGGACAUGGUGGCAAGAAAUGUGGCAAGAAAGCUAUCCGAGGAAGAAUUAACAAACUACACAGGCCCUACGCAUUACAUUGCCCAUCACGAAGUACUCAAACCAGAAUCGAAAUCUACUCCAGUCCGUAUAGUUUUCAACAGCAGUGCGAACUAUAUGGGGCACGUAUUAAACGAGUAUUGGGCAAAGGGUCCUGACUUGCUCAACAACUUGUUAGGCGUCUUGAUACGCUUUAGAGAGAACAGAGUUGCUUUCAUGGGAGACAUUAGGAAAAUGUACCACACAGUGAAAACGUCGGAGUUAGACCAACAUACUCACCGAUUUCUUUGGCGCGACAUGGAUAGUACGAGAGAACCAGACACCUAUAUAAUACAGCGAGUGUCAUUUGGAGAUAAACCGUCCGGCACGAUCGCCACUGUAGCAUUGAGAAAAACGGCAGAGAUGAUGCGCAAGAAUUAUCCGGAAGCAGCAGACAUAAUUCAAACCAACACUUACAUGGACGAUAUCAUCGAAAGCAAAGAUAACAUUGCACUGGCCCGUGACCUUAGCCAAGACAUAGAGAAAGCUAUUAUUAAAGGAGGAUUUCAAGUUAAAGAGUGGAUAUUCUCGGGAGAUAUUAACAAGCAAGAAGAAACGAUCAUGGUACAGACACCGCAUACGUCGACCGAAAAGAUACUUGGGAUCAAAUGGAAUCCAUGUGAAGAUCAGCUAUGUUUUGAAGUCAAGAUCAAGUUCUCACCAAAAAGAAAGAGAUAUGCUUUACAAACAAAUAACGUAACCACAGAUUUUCCCCCUCAACAACUCACGAAGAGGAUGAUUCUCUCACAGAUCAAUAGUGUAUAUGAUCCUCUCGGACUAGCUGGACCGUUCACUGUAAGAGCGAAGAUUCUAAUGCGGCACUUAUGGGGAAGUGAACAGAAGCUUGACUGGGAUGAUCCCAUUCCUGAAGAGAAUAGAGAGAACUGGAUAACCUUCUUCAAAGAUUUAAAAGACAUGGAUCAAGUACGAUUCAUGAGAUGCGUGAAGCCGUCGGAUGCAGUUGGAAAACCUAUUCUCAUUAUAUUUAGUGAUGCAUCUCAAGACGCCUACGCUGCAUGCGCGUAUGUACGCUGGGAACGGAAAAAUGGUCAAUUUGAAAGUAACUUGAUCAUCUCUAAGAAUCGCCUAGCUCCAAUCAAAAAAUAUCUAUCGAUCGUAUCGAACUAUGUGGAGCAGUAUUGAACAAACGUCUCAAGAUCUUCAUAGAGAAAGAAUGUAGAUACCAAUUUCAAAAAAAAUCUAUCACAUUGUUGACUCACAAAUAGUACAUGCUAUGAUACAGAAAAAUUCCUACGGUUUUAACACCUUCGCUGCCACAAGAAUUGGAGAAAUACAAGAAGGAACAAGCCAAACAGAUUGGUACUGGAUAGAGAGCGAACACAACAUCGCUGAUUGUCUCACGAGAGGGAAGAAGCCUAGCGAUAUCGGGCUCGAAAGCGCAUGGCAGAAAGGACCCGAAUUCCUACGACAACCAGAAGAUGAUUGGCCAAUAACUCGCAAUUAUUUAGAAUCACAAUUACCAGACCGAGUCAAGACGGCACUGGCUAUAAAAAUCGAAGGAUUUCAGGAUACCCUUGCAGGAAGGAUUGAUAUCACCAAGUACUCAAAUUAUAACAAGCUCUUAAGGGUGACGGCAAGAGUUCUGAAACUCUAUGACAAAAACGCAACACGUGAUCUCACACCACAUGAUUUGGAAAGGGCUGAAUUAUUUUGGAUACGAGAAGCUCAACAAGACAUGGGGAAGGAUAUCGAGAACGGGAAUUACAAAAGAUUAUGUCCUAAGAUGCGAGAAGAUGGUAUAUAUGUGAUUAGAGGACGAAGCGAGUUAUGGAUGGAGAUGAGCUACAACAAGAGAGAAGUAAUACUCCUUCCAUACGAUCACCCAUUCUCACGUUUAUUUACAGAGCAAAUACACAGAAAAGGGCAUCAUGGGAUAUUAACUACAGCCAGCAAAGUGCGUACCAGGUACUGGAUCCCGAAACUGUUGAAACUUGUGCAAUCAAUCAAGUCCAAAUGCGUCGUUUGUAGAAAACUUGAUAAAAAGUCAGUGAACAAGUAAUGGGCAACCUUCCAACUGAAAGGCUGAAACCAGCCCCUCCAUGGAGCAGUACAGGCAUCGAUUUAUUUGGACCUUACAAGAUUCGCGAUGAAGUAAAGAAAAGAACAACAUCUAAGGCGUAUGGAGUGAUAUUCAACUGUCUAGGGACAAGAGCAGUUUACUUGGAUAUAGCAGCAGACUAUAGUACAGACAAAUUCCUAAUGGUCUUCAGACGAUUCGUGUCACUACAUGGUUACCCAUCUAAGCUAUUCUCAGAUAACGGUAUCCAACUCGUCGCAGCAAAUAAAGAGCUUUCUAAUAUGACCAAGACUUGGGAUUGGAAUAAACUAAAAGGUUUUGGCAUAACUGAGGGAUUUGAGUGGAUCUUUACAUCCGCAGACGCACCCUGGCAGAACGGAGUCACAGAAGCUCUCAUAAGAUCUGUAAAACGAGCUAUUAACGCUUCUAUUGGCGAUAGUACCUUAACAUUCUCAGAGUUACAAACAGUACUUUACGAGGUCGCCAACUUGCUGAAUGAAAGACCAAUAGGAAGGCACCCUGCGUCACCUGAUGACGGUGCAUAUCUUUGCCCAAACGAUCUUUUGCUUGGUAGAGCAACGGCACGAAUACCAAGUGGCAUGAACUUUGACGAGCGAGCGAGUAAUAGAAAACGGUUUUCGUUCGUACAAACGAUAAUAUCUUCUUUCUGGAAGAAGUGGACGCACAAUUACUUUCCCAGUUUGCUGAUACGUCAAAAAUGGCAUACAUCCCACCGUAACUUAAAAACUGGAGAUAUCGUUCUUAUACAGGACUCGAGCUUGUUAAUAGGAAAAUGGAAGAUCGGGAGAGUUUCUAGUACAUAUCCAGGAACGGAUGGGAGAGUCCGGAAAGUAGACGUCGAAUACAAGAACAUAACAAAUGAGCCUGUAACUAAAUAUAAAGGAAAAGGCUAUAUAAGUGUACAGCGACCAGUACAGCGCCUAAUAUUAAUACUGCCUAUUAAUGAACAGUGACUGAACUCUUAAAUUUACUUGUAAAUCGUAUACUUACUAUACCUCAUUUCAGAUGGGGGAGUGUAUUGCUUAAUAUGUCAUCUACUGCGCUAGCUAAUUAAGGCCACAAUUUUCAAUUCAUUAAUACUAAUCGCAUAACGUGAUGACGUCAUAAACGGAAUUCACUGCAUUACCACUUGCUAGUCAGAAGAACUGUGAGACACCACUGGAUUUUGAACGCAACUACUCCAAGCAUUAUUCAAUAAAGGAGCUGUUUAAAACCGUGGACUGAGUUAAUCUUCGACUGGCAAAAUAGCGGCAAAGGAAAAAAAAUACAGAACUUUUUUAUUCAUGCAAGAAAGCUGCAGCAAUGAAGCAGACCAAAGUUGCCUCUACUGUCAGACCGCAAAAAAACUGUUGGAGAUGAAAUUACAAACAAGUGAGGGCAAAUCUUUAGUACCAAAAAUUUUUAAUGCUUGGACGUACCACUAAUUUAACAUUCCAAAGCUCUCGUGCCUCGUUUGUUUUGAAGUCAUUAUUAUACCGUAGUUUUACUUCUUGCUGAAUCGUAACGAGGGCUUACUAUAGUUUUCGAAACAAAAUUGAAACCUGUAGAUUGUUGAAUGAACUCAAACUCUGUAAUCUUCGAAAUGGAAAAUGUGUAGAUCUGUAAUUUACAUCAAUAGAAUUGCAGAAAACUUAAGGCCACCAACGGCAAGGAUGAACCUACAUAACCUUGCAAAUAAUAACAACUUGGGAAAGAACGAAAGGAAAAUCUUCGUGGUGCACUUUGCAAAAUAUUCACUUGUCCGUUUACGAUGAAUAAUUCGAAUGCGUGACAUGACAUUUUACUACAAAUGUCACGCAUUCCACCUCAGCAGGAAAACAUAGAAGCUAUAUCUCAUACCAUUGCCCUUAAUUACAACAAAAAUAUUCAGAGAUGGAUGAAAUGAGAAAAAUGUUCAGUUUAGGUUUCAAAUGCUAUUUAUAGUUAAUAUUAUAUGCUAAGUUGUGUUUCCAAUUUACGCUAGUGACGAACAGACCGAUUUAUCAUUCUGGCCCAGUUGUAUAAAAGGCGGAUAACGCUAACCAAUGGAUAAAUCGCUAUCCAGCGGAUAAGUGAUAGCAAAACGUAUAGCGUUAUCUAACGGAUAGAGUUUUAUCCAGUGGAUAGCGUUAUCCAACCUUCGAACAACCGGGGCCUGGCCGGUGGAGUUUACCGCAUGGAUUCUCGUUUUGUCAGAAGUAAUGGGCUCCUGGUUUUGUACAUUACAGAUUUUUAUUUCGCAAUUUUGCUAAUUUUAGAUUUUGAGCUCAUUAAAGGGUUUUCAAUUCGUAUCGUUAAGAUCGUCUCGCAAUUACAGUUAGCCCUUGCUACGAAUAAGAGAGAAAAAAACAAAAACUAAAUGAUGACAAUAAGAAACUUAGGCCAGGCUUGGCCAGGCUGCACGUGGACGCCGAACGAAAACUCUGGAAGGUUACAGAGGUUGUGCAUCCAAGCAUCCAAAAUUUUAGGAACUAGAAAUUUUCCCUGACUUGUUUGUAAUUUCUCCUCCAACAGCUCUUGCGGGCUUCAGCAGAGGCAGCUAGUUGGAUUUGCUUCAUUACUGCAGCUUUCUUAAAUCGAACAGUUCUGCUUUUUUCUUUCCUUUGCCGCCAUCACUUAGCUGUGUGCCUCUCUCCCACAAAUAAUUUUCACUCUCCCACACUGGAUUUCGAGAAAUUUUCUUUCAUUUAAUUUUCACAACCACGGCACUUAACUCUUCCUACCGAAGAGGACGACUUACUAGCUAGCCCACAUCACUGGCUACUCGGGUUCAUGUUAACCCCUUCACACCUAGGGUCACAUAGUAGUUUACCUUACUGUCUGUCACACAAUUCUUGUGAUGUGAGUUUGGAUGAUUUGUUAUUGGAUUAACUAAUAAUCCUCUUAUUUAUGUUUUUCUUUAUUCUCAUCAUUUUUCAUUUGUCUGCUUGAAACUGUACUGAUGUUUUAAGGAGAAAUUUUGUCUUGAAGACUCAUGGGAGUUACAGGGUUAAGAGUGGUAAAGAUUUCCUCACUUUGUCGUCUUCGGAAAAUCUUUUUGCUUGUCUUGAGCUGAUAUAAUUCAUUUGUCUAGUCUGUAAUGUCAUUAAUUGUUCGUAAAAUUAUCAUGUGUAAAGUCAGUUAUAUGAUCAGACAUUAAAAACUACAGAAUGAGUUUGUAUGAAAGCAUGGCAUUUUGUUCUGGGUUAGCUGUGUGAAAACUUACCCACAGUCAUCCAUAUGGUUUCGAUAUCACAUAGUCAUAGACCAGACAUGGCAAACUUUUCCGAAAGAAAACAAAAAAGCUGCAGAUUUAAGUACUAGAGAAUUCCUCUGAAACCCUAAAAUCACAUUAUUUUGUAGGGUGAAAGAAAACCAUUUGAUGAGGUUGUAAUACAUCGUGGAGACCCUCAUGCAUUUGGACAGUCACCUAUCACCUCUGUAAGACAGGUUAGUAAGCUGAUGCCAAGAAAGUUAAGAGCAUUUUAACUGACGCUCUAUGUUAAGUCGGUUAAAAUUCUAUCCUUACAAUUAACUGUUACAACUAAACUAAUUUCACAUCUGCCCCCUCUUUUGAGGGUCUCCCAUAGAUUUUUCGGGAUCCGGGAUUAGGCUUAUUUAGAGUCCGGGAUCCGGGAAUUUAAAGUUAGAAGGGAGCGAGAUGCAGGAUUGCUAUUAUGAACGGGACACGGAAAUCGGCGAUUCUGAGGAGCAGGAUUCGGGAAAUAAUCACUUAAACGAACCUAGAACCGGGAUGUCCGUUGACGAGAAUUUAUGAAGAAAUGGAUCUUCUCAGUCAUGAAAAGCACUAGGCAUACGGGCUCUCUUCAGUUAUUGCGCGGGAAUGAAAAUUAUAUCAGAAGUGAAGUUGCAAAUUUAUCAAAAAUCCUCAAUGGCCAACAGGGAAACGUAGUCUAAGACUGCUGCGUCAAUUGAAAUGUUUAACGGCGUUGAAAAACCUUCUGAAAGUCUCAGAAUUUUACCGAUAUGAUGCUCUCAAACUGUUGAGUUACAUGACUCUAGAUGUGAAGAAUAUUCACUCGGUUGUAUUUUUUAGUCAGAAUGGCGGGAUUGAAGAACCCCAUUGGGAACCCUCUCUUUUAUGAGCCCAUUCCUACAACGUUCCCUCUCAAAUUAGCCACUCUUCUAAACAACCCUCUCCAAAAAUGUCCCUUCUCUCUUCGCUGCUUACGGCUGAGCUUGAGUAAUAAAAUUAACCUUCUCCAUCAAAAUAGAAAAAAAAAACAAUUUAAUUCUUGAAGAAAGGUACUUUGAUAAGGAUUACUAAGAUGGUUAUUUGUAUCUUUAGUGUUUAGCCUGUCUCCUUUGUCCACAAUUUCUUGAUGACCCUCAAUUCCCUAAGGAUGUGAAAGAAAAGGCUCACAGAAUCCUAAAGGCAACACCAGGUUUUGCGAUAAGUAUGUAGCAAAUUCAUUUUACUACAGGCUCUAUGAGUAGAUUUUAUGAAGUUAUUUAAUGUUUUUGGGAUUUUGUUUUUUUUCCUUUUUAACCCUUUGCUUUACGUUUUGCUGCUUUGGGAUGUGAAAAGAAAGGCUCACAGAAUCUUAGGGCAACACCAAGUUUUGCCAUGAGUAGGUAGCAAAUUAAUUUUACUACAGGCUCUAUGGGUAAAUUUUAUAAAGUUUUUUUUUUCGGAUUUUGUUUUUUGCUUCUUUAAUCCUUUCCUUUACGUUGUGCUGCUUUGGGAGAAGCACUGUGCAGUUUGUUUUGGAUAUUUGGUUUUCUUGUGUGCUUUUCAACCUUCUUUCUUUUCGAUUUUAAAUUUUAUAAAUCUAUCAAAAGUAGUUUGUUAAUCUUUCUUGUUAGAUAUCUCAAUUUCAUAAGCCCCUGAACCUGCGGGCUUCAGUAUAGGAGGGAAAUUAUUGUAUGCUUAAUUCAUUUAGUAUAUACCAAACAUGCCAAUGGUGUUUUGAACUUUUUCAGUUUCUACGUGGUUCAUUCUAAAAUAAUUGUUCACCUCACUGUAGUGAUAAAGCUGGAAUAUUAUCCACCCUAGUAAAAAAUUAUCAAAUGUACUUUUAUCAAUCCUUUAUAAGUUUCAUUUGUUUACAGACUCCAUAUACUGUGUUCUUGCGAGAAAAAGUACUAAAAAAGACAGAAAUCAACUAAAUUUCACAGUUAUUUUUUGUGCUUAUAAAUGAUUUUAAAUAUCAAUUCACAUUGUUUUGGAGUACAUCACUAUCUAUAUAAUGUAUCUUUUAUUAGGUUCGUACACAGAUAUUAUUGGAUUAAGACUCAUUCGCGAGGAUGUAGCCAAAUACAUUUCGAGAAGAGAUGGUUACCCAGCUGACGUUGAUGACGUCAUUUUAACUGAUGGAGGGGCAAUAGGAAUCAAGGUUAGAGACCAGUACUCUUUCUACCGGGUUGCAGUUAAUCUGCCGAUCAAAGUCGUGUGUCUGCUCAGUUGUAUAUCACAGGUACAAAAACGUGAUGAAAGCGAAAUUUGGUUAAAACGAAAAAUGUGGUUUGGACAAGUUUGCCACUGUUGUUUGUAGCACUUUUUGGGCUCAUGUGUGCGCUUUAACUGAACAGAAACAAGGGAAAAUGGAACCCAUUUGUUUUUUACAUCAAACGAAAUUAGCAAAACAAAACCUUGCCCAGCUCCACUGAAAUUUAACGAGACCAUGAACAUUUCAGAGUAGCAACUGUUGCAGAUAUCAGUCUUUUCAAGUUACCUACAUGCCUCAGAUUGCAUCAACUUUACUUUUAAAACGAUGCAUAAUGUAGAGCAACGGUUGAGGUACGACGUCGAGAAAUCAUGUUAACAGUCCCAUUUAGGCUUUUCAGAUUCAAAGGAUGCGGAGAAGAAGGAAAAGAAAUCUUAGUAAGGUUGACAUAAGUAACGAAUUAUAAGGUCACUGUGUCUAUGUACAAUGUAGGCUACCCGCCUGCGUAGGGUGGCAGUGUUUGUAAAAAUUAGUUCUUUAAUUUAAAUAACUAGAAAUACUGCGAUUACCACGCAAGGUUUGUUUCAUCUCAGAGCAGUUUACAUUUUCUUCUAAAUUUUCUUCUACAGGUAGCCCUCGCAUCCCUUGGUACUGAUAUGCCGAACGGCAAACUUAAGCCAGGGCUCAUGAUUCCCAUUCCAGUUUUUCCUCAUUACAAGUCCAGGAUUGUAGAAUUCAACCUCUACGAGGUAAUGCUGACAUUGUGUUGAAUACUUACAAUCGGCAUCUCUCUAUUGAUUCAUUUGAAUACUCUUCAGUUUAUCGUUUCUUAUUCUUUGUAUCUUAGUGCUUCAUUAUUGGACAAGUAGAACUUAACAGAAGAAAAAAUUAGAAUAGAUAAAGGUCUGUUACCAAUCAGUGAUUCAUGUAAAUUACAGUUCAUAAGAGGAAUGACCCAGCUUAUGAUUGCUGCGCUAAAACUGAUCUUUCUAUUCAGAUCCCUUAUUAUUUGGAAGAAGAAAAUAACUGGUCUUUGGACAUCGGUGAAAUGAAGAAAGCCAUAGAUGAGGCCAGGCCGUACUGUGAACCAAGAGGACUAGUACUGAUUAAUCCCGGUAAUCCUACAGGUGAGACAUACGUUUGUAACCAUGGUAACUAGUGCUGUGGUUGGAGAUGAACCUGAUGAUGAAUGAGUGAAGUAGAAAACCUGAUGUUUUUUUUUGUUCUCGAGAGUAACCACUCCCAAAGGGGAAAUAAGAAAUAAUGAAAAUUGUCCAAACGUAACGCACGGAAAAAAAUUUUGGCUCGAGGUCAUGAUAUACGGACUGAACGCAGCGAGCAUAUUUACCCGUCCAGCCAGACCAAAGUCAGUCAUUAAGCAUUUUAUCACAUGACCACUUAGCGUUGAAAAUUUCGAAAAUUUGGUUCAGCCAUAGUAGGACGCGAUACACGGGCGCACGCCGGAGAACAACAAAAAAUAUUCUACUAUUAAAAAAAUUUUCCUUUGUGUUUUUCGAGUCAGAGCAAAUAAAUCACAAUUCAUUAAAAACGCGCCUAUGCUUUUACCCUUUUUUUCUUCAAGUUUUUGCAACAAAGCAGUGUUAGUGCAGGGCCGAAUGGCUUUUUCCGGAUCGACUCACGUCAAUCCGUCGUACAAACGUCAGCUUUCAACAUGGUUUUCUAUGGGAUUGCGCGCGCGGGGCCGUAUGGGUCAUAUGGUAAUUAUCAAUCAUUCACUGAAGUGGAGGUGAAUAGUGGUGGACACCUAUAGCUUGCCGCCUCGCGGCUCGGUAAAUAUCCACCAUUUGUUUUAGUAUAUAAUGCACAGAUACCGACAAAUUAGUUUAUUGCUGACAUGGUUUGAUGCUACUCUGAUUUAAAGAUUUAAUGAAUGUAACCUGACGAGGUGCAAAUAGGCGUCAGGAAAUUAGCCGCCAUUAGCACGAUUUAAAGGAGCGUGGGCGGAGUUGAUAUGCCAGGCUUCCAAACGAAGGCGCCGGUGGUAACGUCGAUAAGUGGUGAUAAUUUUAGACUUAUUCCACCGAUAAAGUUGAAUUUUCUUUUUGCAAAAGAAGACUCCUUUUUGAUGCUCUUUCAAACGUCUACUAAACUGACGUUUGGUCCGUCCGAUAUACUCGUUAUCACAAUUUACUCAGCCCUCCUGAGUAAAGUUUUAGCUACAGACUUUUUAUGGCAAAUAGGGUGGUGAGAAUCGAAAGCGAGAUAUUUGUCGUGGUGGGUAGGUUUACGAUAGACACUUGUCUCUAAAUUCCCUUGUUCCCCUCUGUACACAUUUAAAUCAAGAAAGGGCAAAUGUCUAUUCUUUUCAUGCUCAAGGGUGAAUUGGAUAGACGGCUCUCUUUAAUUUAAGUGCGAUAGGAGGUAUGAAGUGGCUAAGGCCCUUUGUUCGACGUCUUUAUUACCAUGUUGGCAAUGACAGCAGAGACGGGCGAACCCAUAUCUGUGCCAAAAACCCUUUGAUAGUAGGUGCCGUUGUAUGUAAAUUGCGUGGUUUUGAAGCAAAAAGACAGUAGAUUAAGAAUAUCCUCCACAGGCAAAGAAGUUCUCUAUUUAUUUUUAUAUUUAUUACAUUUUCAAUAUUGCCUUUUCGGCAGAACCUACACGUAGUUUAUUGACACAUUGUAAAAUUGGUAAAUAAUGGAUACUCGUGUUGGUGUUUUUAUAAUUCCUGUGUUGCCUCAACCGCCAUUUCGGAGGUCUCUUUAACCUGUGAUGGGCCACCCAUAUUAAUAGUCAUAGGAUGACCUUUUCGUCUAUCUUUCAUACUCAGGACAGAUUUUGAGUUACGACAACAUAAAGGAAGUCAUCAAGUUUUGUGCACGAGAGAAACUGGUUUUAUUUGCGGAUGAAGUGUACCAGGAAACAGUCUUUACAAAGGAAGUCCCAUUCCACUCGUGCAAAAAGGUUCUGAGGGACCUGGGACCUGAAUACAAUAACUUUCAAUUGAUGUCGCUCAACUCCGCCUCUAAAGGAUUUUAUGGCGAGUGAGUGGAGAGGCCACAUUAUGAACAACAGUGCGGCAUAAUUAAUUGUAAAAAUUCUUAUUAUCAUGACUUAUUCUAUUUUAACCCGUGUUUUAUUUGGAGUUUUCGGUAAGAGGCAGGGAAGGAAGGGGUCUUAACGGGUUGUUUGCGGUACACCAAAAAUAUGCUUUAAGAUGUUCAACGCGAAAUUUCUUUACAAGAUUUCUUAGCUUUGGAGUUCGUGAACAUGAUAUUUAUACUACUUUAAUUUGGGCGAAAGAACGAUAUGCAAACGCAGGUUAAAUACCGAAUGACAUGCACGCUCUGAUAAUAAAUGUUUUCUCUCAGCUUAAGAAUCAUUUCAUUUAUUUUACUUUUAUAGGUGUGGUUUGAGGGGAGGGUAUCUUGAGCUGGUCGGAUUUAGCAACGCAGUCAAACUGCAGUUUAGAAAUCUGAUGUCACCAAGUGUUAGUGGCUUGACUAUUGGGCAGGUAUUAUUUCAAGUUUCUUAAUUUUAAACAUGUAGAGAACCUCAUGAUGAAGCACUUAGUCUAACAGGAACAGAACGGUGAGUAAGCCAAACCGUUUGAACGUCUAAUGAAUGUUAUCUCUUUUCACAAAAUGGGAGAUUUCACAUACAGAGAGAAGUACCAAACCAUGCACCCUUACGUAUAUCUGCUGUACUGAAACGGCUUUUUGACUUCUGUACAAGGACUGAAGGGAAAGUGAAACGUUGCUUGAAAGAUAGAAGAACAAAAUCAUGUACUUAGCCUUGCUUGAAUUUUUUUUCUAUUUUCAAGGCUGCCAUAAGUUUAAUUUGUUGUCCGCCUCAGCCUGGAGACGAGUCGUAUGAAACUUUUAUACAGGUUUGUAGCGAAGGUCUGGAUACAGUUAUAUUUGAGUUAACUCCAAGGAAGAAUUAUUUUUAGAGUAAAAUUACUCAUCAAAUCGACUAUAGAUCUAUAAGCCAAUCAUUCAAUAAUCCUCUUUUCUGCGUGUAUUUAUGUGUUUUUUGCCCUUUUUGGGUAAGAAAUACUCGCAAUCAAAGGAAGAACUUUGAAAUAUCAUACUGGUCGUUUAUCUCGCCAAGCAAUAGAAAUCCUUGUGGACAAUGUUCCUUAUGGUACGGUUCCCCUUGGAUGAGGUCCCUUUGUCCUGCAAGCUUUAGUCCCUAUCCUUUAUGGGUACGUGAAGGAUAGGGUUCCUUGUGGACUAAGCUUCCUUUGUACUGUUAACUGCACUUCAUACUCUUUACGGACUAAGUUCCGUUAAAGUAAUAAUGAAUAAGGAUCCCUGUGGAUAGGGUAUCCUAUGAAUAAGAAUCCUUUGUACCGCAAACUAUCGUGACUCUUUACCCUUCGUUGACAGGUCAAGAAUAAGGUUCCUGAGGGAUAAGGUUCCUUAUGGAGAAGGUUUCUUAGGGAUAAGGUUCCUUAAGGACAAGGUUCCUGAUGGUGUGAUUUCCUUUUGAAUAAGGCUAUUCAUGAAUAAGGAUCCCUAUCGAUAAAUUCUCUCAUGGAUACGGCUCCUUUUCCUGCAAACUGCAAUCACAUUUUUUUAAUGGAUGUAAAAUUGUUAAGAUGGCCAUUAAGGGUCGAGUACAGUCAGUCUAACAUCAGUAUGCAUAUUCUCCAUACUGUUCUCUACACGUUUCCUAAUUUGCUGACAGGGUGAAUUUGUUUAACAAUCAAGAGCUUCUUUAGUUAGUGAUCAUUCCCUUUAUUCUCGUGACCUUAAAGUGUGACUCAGGGAUGAUAUUGUAAGGAGAAAUUAGAUGCAAGUCACUCUUAGGGGUUAAAGGAUUAAAAGACUUUGUUAACUGAUUUAGAUUAUAGUCAUGUUUGCUAAAUAAUUGUUACGUAGUUAUACUGAAUAAAGUGAUUUUUUACAAUUUUAAAAUUUCUUGCGUGAAACUCACCAGAGACCAAAAAUCAGUCAAUGAUGGUGAGGCAAACAAACUUCCGUUUGGUUCUAAGGCUCGUAACACAUGUACUUUGAACCUUGGAAACAAACGGCAGUUUAGGCCCGUGUUCAAGAUCUAGACAAGAAGAUUUCGUGACACGAUUAUCACUGUUAAUGCCAUAAAAGCCUAAACUAGCUAAUUGGAAUUUUAUAUUUAAUCGACAUAUUCUAUUUAUAAAUGUACCAAACCAAUUGGCUUAAACCACUUAUAGUUCUUUUCAAUGUUAUUAUUAUUAUUAUUGAUAUUAUCCUAUUUAAUAAUCGUGUAAUUCAAUUUUUUAGUUGCAAAGCGAUUAUAAAUAAACAUCUUAUCUCUACUUAACUCUCUAUCUCUAUCUUACGAAAGACUUCAGUAUAUUUUUACUUUUGUUUUGUAGGAGAAGACGGCCAUUUUGGACUCUUACCAAAGGAAAGCGAAAAUCACCACUUCAAUGUUGAAUUCUUUAGAAGGAGUGACGUGUAAUGAAGUAACUGGUGCCUUGUAUGCUUUCCCCAGAAUUCGUCUUCCACAAAAAGCUAUCGAGGAAGCCAAGGUGAGGAAGUAAGCUGUAGAUGUGACGAUAAGUUUACUCACUAUACUCAGCAGAUGCACAAAUAUAUUUUAAAGGGACGAACCUUCGAGAUGAUACUCAUUAUUUUUUUCUCAGUACGUGAGCAGGCGGUAUUCUACAAAUCCUGCGAUUUAAUUGGUUCCGAGAGCAGGCACUACUCUCCCAUCCGGUACGCUCUCGGCUGAGAGCGGGCGAUAUAUAUCCGCUUCGUGUUGAGUCGCUUUGCAGAACGUCUUUAGCUUCGUUGUAAUUAUUCAUGUUGUUUUGCUAGCUGGGCAGCAUUAAUGAGUAAAGACUUCGAUCACGACCUUUAACCGAUAAAUAACUUAUCAAUUCUCUCCUCUCUUUGUCUCUCUCUCCCCCCCCCCCCUCUCCACCUCUCUCCCUCUCUCAAAUCACUUUGGUUUUUUUCCGCAAAAAUUGAUUUCAAGAUGAUUUUUGUGGUGUCAAAUGUUGUUUUUGAAUAUAUUGACACACGGCCUAAAAACAGUUUGAAAUUUAAUCAUCCUUCAUAAAAAGUAACUCAGAUAAUUGUAACGAGAGGUAUUUGGGGUUAAAAGUUACAUUAAUCAACAUAACUUUCGUUCAUUUAAUAUCUUAAUUCUCCAAAACAGUUUGUUCGUUGUAAAACGUUGAACGAAGUGUUGAAGUCACAUUAAGAUCUCUGAGAGGUUUUGAAGAAACAAAUCGUCGUAAGUAAGGCUGGUAGUCGGUGUUUAGCACCUCAUCUAUUUGUGGACACUACUUUGUCAUUUUCCAAUUCGCGUUAUCCGUGUACUACUCAUCUUUCCUUACUUUUCGAGUUAACUUGGCGUCCAUCAGUGGGAAAAGGGUUGUUAUGAGAACGUCAUUUCUAUUUCUUAAAAUCAUUUCCGUUUCUCUUUAGCGUAAUAACCUUGACCCAGACGACUUCUAUUGCUGGCAGUUGUUGGAAACAACCGGAAUAGUCUCCAUGCCUGGAAGAAAUUUUGGACAAAAGGAGGGAACAUACCAUUUUAGGUCAGUUUUAUUUUUCUGUGUUGUCCAUGAGAUGAGCAGCCCAAAUACUAUCGGUGACAGCACUGCUUUACAAGACAUAACGAGCCGGUCUUUUCCAUCUAUCUUAUUGGACUCUUGAAUAUCUGUUUUUUCCUUAAAAGUCUGAUGGUAAACCUCGGGUAUGAUCAGAGUCUAUACAGUCAUUCAGCAAGAACCAUUCGUUACUUGACUACUGCAUACCAACAAACUAAAUUUGAUUGGUUCUCAUUUCGUUAGAUACUCGCCUAUAUACCAUGCCACCCUUUUUUAAUUUCUAUUUAUGCUCUUUUGCUCUAAAACAUGAUGAGUUUUUAUCUUUUAUCUCAUGGUUUGCAAUCACAGGCUUGCCUCCUUUCCAAUUGCUUUGUUCCCUUUUUUUCCUCCUACAGAUUAACAAUUCUACCCUCUGAAGAAAAAAUUGCCCCUAUGUACGAAAGGCUGAGCAAGUUUCACAAGGAAUUCAUGGACAAGUACAAGGACGACAAAGAAAACUAA
Messenger RNA from Pocillopora meandrina, 19373 nucleotides. The record is from the annotation of a GenBank genome assembly. Lineage: Eukaryota; Metazoa; Cnidaria; Anthozoa; Scleractinia; Pocilloporidae.